CGGACGUCGCCUAGCAACGGGACGCCCAACCUGCUGCAGUGCGACAAAGGAGCAAAUACUCGCCGCUAAAAAGCGAAGGAGCCUACAAACCUUUAUUUUUUAUUUGUAUGUGUUAUUUUAAGACUGUUGGCUGAUUUGGGUUUUAAGAGUUUUUGCUCUACGUGGCUUUAAAAAGACAAAAAAACAACGUCCCGGCUGGGUUUAACAUUACUUACUUUAUCUUAUAAAGUAUGUAAUUCGGAGAGCACCCAGGGAAGCGGCAGUGAAUGCAACACCGGCGGUUUCCACCAGAGUGCUGGGAGCUUGUGAUACGGGAUUUCCGAGGUGCGCCUGAACGCAGCAGUGACCGUCCCGUCCGGAGCUAAAGCCGCAGCAUCAGCACCAGCAUCAUGACAUAAUCUCCUUUACCUGCAGAGGACGACGCGAGGGGGGCAUCCUCCCCAUCCAGAUAAAGAUGAGCCGCUUCUGCUCAGACAACAACAACUUCCCGUACGACAACAACAACGUGCUGGUGCUGGACAUGGUGCUGGGCUCCCUGUGGGGCGUCCCCCCCCCCAUCAACUGGGACAACGUGUCCCAGCUGGUGCCGGGCUUCUCUCCCAAGGAGUGCGCCCGUCGGUUCGAGGAGCUGAAGACGGCGGCGGGGUUUCCCCACGUGGACUAUCAGUGCAACUCUCUGACGGAGGGAAGCCCCACGACCUCAGACGACCCCGCCACGCCGCUGGACACCGGAGACGACGUCCAGAGGGACGGAGGCAACCAGAGCUGCAGCAAGACUGCAGGUUCUAAGUCGGCUCCUUCAGGAAGAGGUUCUUCCGUGGAGAUGAAGGAGAGGCGCAUCUCCGUCGAGGAGGAGGAUAAACCUCAGAAACCACGAGACCCCAACAUGGUGAUCCACGUGUGCGACGAGACCAAAAACCUGAAGCAGGACUUCACGUGUCCCAGGGACCUGCUGGUCAAGGAGAUGCGCUACUUUGCCGAGUACCUGUCGGUGGACGCGCAGCGCUGGGAGGAGGUGGACAUCUCCGUCCACUGCGACGUGCAGAUCUUCGACUGGCUCAUGAACUACGUCCGGAGGAACUCUGCCGGCGAGGGCAACAAGGACAAGCCCCGGCUGGAGCCCAGCAAUGUGAUCUCCAUCCUGAUCUCCUCCGAGUUCCUGAAGAUGGACACGUUAGUGGAGGAAUGCAUCCAGUACUGCCACAAGCACAUGAGCGCCAUCGUGGCCACGCCCUGCAACAUGAACUGCAUCAACAGCAACCUGGCGACGCGCAUCGCCCAGCUCUUCACCCACAACGAGGCCGACGACAUCCGGGACAAGAAGGACAAGUUUAAGAGUAAACUGUUUCAGAAGAAGAUCGAGCGUCUGUUCGACCCGAACUACCAAAACAGAGACUCUCCGGGAAACGCCUCCACUCUGUACAGGUGCUCGCUGUGCCUGAGGCUGCUGACCAAAGACACGGAGCGGAGGAUUCCCUGCGUUCCCGGGAAGAUCAACAUCGACGCCCGGGGAGAAAUCAUCUACAGCCACAGCAGACAGAAGAGCUGGGACGUCCACGAGUUCCUCUCAGGUCUCCACGAGGAGCUCAAGUCCUGGGUUCUGGUCUACUGGAGGAUCUGGGGAACCGUCAACACCCUCAGCUGCUCCCGCUGCCAGCAGGUGUUCGUCUGCUCGGAGCUGACCCACUGCCGGUACCACCCAGACGGGGUUCUGUACCCCGGCAUGGGCCUGGAGAAGGGCUGGCACGGUGCGGGAACCUUCCCCUGCUGCAACCAGAGGGUGCUGCGCUUCGACCCCGCCGGGAUCCCCAAGGGCUGCAGGAUGCGGGACCACGUGGUCUCCCUCCCCCCCGAGGACGGCUGUGACCCCCAGACCUCGGCUCAGGUCCAGGUCCAGGUCCUCAACGACCUGCUGCUUCACAGAGAAGCCGUGUGUCUGUGGAGCUCAGCGCCGGCCGAGAGCACCGAGGAGAACCCCCAUCCCUCAGAGAAGAACCAGGACUGUGACGUUCUGCUGGAACCAAACCUGCUGGGAGAACGGAGAGAUGGAGGAACGUUUUCUCUCCUGAAGAACUGGAGCCUCCAGCUGAAGCAGCAGGCUCUCCUGUCGGAGGAUGAGGAAAACACCACGGGGUCGGAGGUGACGGAGGACGAGGUCGGGGACGAGGAGGAGUCCAGGAGGCAGGCAGCUAAAAAGGCCAAGAAGAUCCACCGACCUCUGAAGAAGCAGCUGUCCUCGCCCAACUUCCAGCGCAGGGAGAAGCCCGACAAGGCGCAGAGCAGGGACAACACGCCCUUCACACUGAGCCUCCAGAAGAGUAAGUGGGACAGUUCUCGCUCCAUGCGCUACAACCAGGACGCUCAGAGAGAAGAAGACCAGCGCCGCAUGGUGGAGAUCGUGGGUCACCUGACCCAGAUGAGGUUUGGAGACCCGGAGCAGAACCGCUCCAAGGACACCAAAGAGCCUGCAGGCGGCAUCUACGCCAGACUAGAAGCUCAGUUCAAGACUUCCUCUCAGAGCCGACAGAGUGCAGAGAAAACGCCCAGAUCUAAGAUACGCUACGCUCAGAUCAGAACGACGUAAAGGACCAGACGGGGAAACAAGUGAGCGGCUUCAGAUCUGAUGAUCCUUCGCCGAGGGAACGACCAUCAACCCCCCCGGAGAUCAUGCUAACCCCCCCCUGCUUCACCUGACUCGGCUCAUCUAGAAAUGUUCUGACUUGGUGACAAACAUGUCUGUAAAUUCAUUUCUGCAAGUAGAAGGUGAAGAAAACAAAGUUAGAGGCGUAGCUAGGACGUAUUAGUGGAGAAAAAUGAGUCACAAGUUUAACAAAUAUUAAAAAAUAACUAAAAAGGACUUAUUCUUGCAGAAAUAGAUUAGUUUGGAUGAUUCUGGAGUUUUCAGAUGACUGUAUUGAUCCCUUGGGGAGGUUUCCUGGGGGAGGCUGACGGUCGACCACCAGAGGAAGUGUUUGUGAACCCGGAUCAGCUUGUUAGUUCUGGUUCUGACCGGGUUGAGAGGUUCUGCUGGGACCAAUAAAGCUGAAAUAAAGCUGAAAUAC
Messenger RNA from Cololabis saira (Pacific saury), 3062 nucleotides. It is a transcript of the gene sanbr, whose product is annotated as SANT and BTB domain regulator of CSR. The coding region runs from base 455 to 2584 and encodes 709 amino acids. The transcript is spliced from 22 exons. Lineage: Eukaryota; Metazoa; Chordata; Actinopteri; Beloniformes; Belonidae. The record is from RefSeq and is a predicted model, not a curated record.